Messenger RNA from Ostrea edulis (European flat oyster), 4754 nucleotides. RefSeq lists its product as uncharacterized. The transcript has 9 exons. Gene Ontology annotation, cellular component: ribonucleoprotein complex. The record is from RefSeq and is a predicted model, not a curated record. NCBI's taxonomy places the organism in Eukaryota, Metazoa, Mollusca, Bivalvia, Ostreida, Ostreidae. Bases 141 to 3065 code for a protein of 974 amino acids. Gene Ontology annotation, molecular function: RNA binding.
UUUUACUUUCGUGAGCAGAUGCGAGCGCAACUGUCAGUGAUCGGGAUGGUGUAUAGACAACGGUGAUUUUUUAUUGAACAUAGCAAUUUGGAAUUCCAGUUGAUUAGCGUCAAGUUGCAAAGAUUCAAAGUGGUUGAGAAAUGGCCACCAAUUAUCAGAGGUUAACCAGUUCUCGUCGACAAAGAUUUCCCUCACAUUUAAAUUCUGUUGAGGAGAAGAAACUUCCUUCUUCACGAAAGCUUCCAGAAUGGGCCUGGAAAUGUCUAGUUAAGAUACUGGGUAUCAGGCUGAGAGGACAGACUAAGGACCCCUGCUUAGCUAUUUUCCUACAUUGUGCCACUAUCAUUAUUGCCGCUGUGUUUUCAUCAGCUGGUCUGAUGCAUACUGUGUAUGACAUCAGGAGCAGCCUUUCUAAAACAACCCUCACCAUCGGUUGCUCUAACAUUUUGAUUGGUUUUGGAUGGGUAUGUCUAGGGCUGUACUCACAGAGACUGGCAGGGAAACUGUUUUCUAAUCGCAAUUUCUCUGAAAGUGUUCGCAUUCAUUCCCGUACCUUUUUCAAGAUCAGUGCUAUAGGACUGGUUAUUUUCCUCAGUGUGGCUAUGAUAGUCAUAAACUGUUACACAGACUACAGUGUGUUUGGACCAGACAACUGUGACGCAAUCUUCAUUCACAACGCAAUCUGCCAUGUUAUGUUUGCGUCCCACGUGACGUUCAGCACCAUAUCCCUGAUCUGGAAUUUGUUUGUGUGUUGUGUUCUAUUGUCCGUGUGCAGAACUCACACAAUUGGUCUGAGAAAGUUUAUGUUGCUGCUGGAAGAAGAUGCAAAACAUUACAUGGACAAAUUUCAGAGACAGGAACCCAUACAUCUAUCUCAGCUUAAUCAUGUUACCUCAGGUGAAGGAACAGACUUUUUCAUUUGGGAUGACAAUGUUGCCCCAGAAAUGAAUCGUUCACAGUCAUGCACAGAGAAUACUGAGGACAUUGCCGCUCAGGAGAAUUCUGUCAGCACAGUGAACAUAUCAGGGUCAAUAAAUGACUUCGAGGGAAACCCAGAUGAAUUUGAGGAGAGUGAAGACAUACCCUGUAAAUCAUCCUUGAAGUCUGUGCUGAGCCCUGACCAGGUUCUCCAUUACUACUGGAGGUUGUCUAGUCGUAUGCGACUGACAUCGUCUUGCCUGCAGCGGUGGAUGGCCAGUUGGAUUGCGUUCAUCAUUCUGUGGUGUGGGGACUAUAUCUUGUACUGGAUCAGUCACAAUGCCACUGUCCCCGACAUUUUCCAGUUCCUAACCCCACUCAUCCUCCUCUUCAUAACCACAUCAGCAUACGCAGAAGCCAACUUUGAGGGGGAAAGGAUGAUUCAGUGUAUAUAUCCAACAAAAGACCGACUGAAAAUACAGGCUUUCCUUAAUCAACAACCACUACAGAUGAAGGUGUUCAACAUCAGUGUUUCAUACAAUGCAAUACUGGGAGUUAUUUUGGCAUUUGCAGCAGCUAUUGCCUCUCGUAUUAUCCUGGAUGAACUUAGCAAUAUCAUUCAAAGGGGAGGAGGAGUCCAACUUAUAGAAUUGAUAAGAAAUGAAUCCAUUAGGAGCAGCAGAUUUUACCCUUUUGCGUAUACUUUAGCAGUCUGUGCUAGGAGUACCUCACAAAAUGUCUCUCAGGCGGCGUACGCUGCUAUUCAAACCAUGUGUAAGACUCCACAACAUCUGUUCAUGUUUCUCCACUACUGUCAGAAAUCCAGGAAUCUUAAAACUUGGCCCAGACGACACAGGAAAGCUAUUGCUAGAUGGUACACAGAAAACCCGCAGUAUAGAGAUGACCCCAUGUACCUUGCAAGACAUGUGACUAAAUAUAAAAAACGACAUGGAUUUACACACAAGAAAGUACUCAAAUCAUGUCACCCAAAUCCCUCAAAAUGUUCAGCAGAUUUGAAAUACAUAUUAUGCUAUGUAACCAAAGGCAUAGCCAAGGCAAAUCAAUUAUUUGCAGUACCGAGCAGCAAUGUGGCAGAAUUCCUUAUUGAUGUUGAAACCAUUAAAAAGAAAAGGGUGCAAGAAGAGGAUAUAAUCAGAUUAAUCAAGAAAUGGACCCUGACCUGGGAGCAAAUACCAACUGAAUUUCUGCGAUCCAAACAAGUAUGGAAGGCCUUACUUCACUUCAUGCCCAUGACAGCAUUGCUGCGAAAUUUAGGAAAACUGACAAAAUAUGGAUUGCUACAGCCAGACAGUGAAGAGGCGAAGAGAGUGUGUUCAAGAAUUGAGAAUAAAGAAAUUCUGCAGCAAGCAAAACUUCAUCCCAUUCAGAUUCUGUCAUCGCUGAAUGGUUAUAGGAGAGGAAGAGGGUUGCGAGCAAACCAACGCCGGUGGGCUGUAAAUCAGGACAUCGUCCAGUCUCUGAUGGUAGCAUUCAACACACAACUGACCUCUACUUUACAAGUGCCAAAGUCUUCAAAAACAAUUCUUGUAGCUAUAAACACACAGAUAUCAAUGGAGAAUCAUGUGGUUGGAAUUCCAUUGAUGAACUGCAAACAGACAGCCACUGCGAUUGCAAUGACCCUGAAAGUGUGUCAUAGUUUAAGUAAAACUGUAACAUUUGGGAGUACCAGCACGGCACAACAGUUUGAUUCUCAAUUACAUGAGAAUAACAUGAUUGACUUAGAAAAGGUGUUAGAGAAGAUACAAACAAGACGGGAUAUGUGUAGCAGCCCUGCCAACUUUGAUGCACCUUUUCAGUAUGCUUUGGACAAUGUGGCCGGGGUAGACGCAGUUAUCUUAAUGACUGACCAUUUGAGCCCAAGCGAUCAAGGACACAUUCGACUAGCUUACAAUAAGUUCAGAGAACACAGUCCUGGUACUUUGCUCAUCACAGUUUGCUUCAAGAAUAGUGAAGAGGUUCCACCAGUAGCUGAUCCAGGGGACCCAAAAAUGCUGGAUGUGAUUGGUGUGGACUCUGAUGCUGUCGAUACAAUUCUGUCAUUCAUUUCUGGACAGGAGGAACAAUUUCAAGGUGUUCUGAGUGGACUAGCUGAACUGAGAGUUGAAGAAGAUAUGGACCAAGAUUGAGGACCAAGUGGUUCAUUGUGUUCGUGUGAUAUUAGAGUUUUGUUCAACUCCAUUACUGAAUGAACUAAGGUUAUGAUGAAGAGGCUUCCUUAUUUCAACUUGCAGUUCAGUUUUUUGUUGAGUAUAAAUCUGACAAAUACCAUUGCGGAUAAAACCAAGAAUAGAGUUUUUCAUUUUAUAGUGAAAUGUAAUUUUACAUAUUUUUGGAGAGAUACAUUUAUAUUCAUUGUGAUAACAGUUGAAGAUAAGGUGUGUUACUUUUCUAUGUACCAUUGUGCAGUCCAAAAUGUUGUGCAAAUACAGUGAUAUUUUGAGGUCCAUUUUGGGUCCGAAUUUCGGCACUUUCCCCUCCUAAAAAUUGCCAGUUUUUUCCCAAUUUAGCUUGCAUUUUCCCCAAUAAUAGAAUUAUGAAAGGAAAACGUAUUUGAAAAAAAUAAACAUUCGAUGUGAAUUAUAUACAUAAGAGUUAUGGGAAUGGUGAUUUGGAUAGCAUAGAUGAAAUUUUAGAAGGUUAAAGAAAAUUAGACAUGUAAAAUAAAGAUAAUAUAAUUUUUGAUAUGAUUUUAAAACUUAUUUACGAUAAAAUUGAUUUUUCCCAAUUUGACUGAUAUGUCGACAAUUUUUCCCAAUUCGAAAGCCACAGGACCGUUGUUAAAAAUGUAGAAAAAUCGCUGACAUAUGAAUCACACAGAACUUUAAAUUCUAUUGUAAAAAAAAAGAUAUAAACAAGUCGUAUUUUUUCAUGUAUAUUAAGUAUGUUUUGAUAUGCCAAAUAUCACUGUACAUCAUCAUGUAUAGAAUCCACUUUUAAAAAUGUACUUCCUUUGGCAAAUGAUUGUUUAUGCUAAUGUCUUCAUUUUCCCCCACAUUUGUGGCACAAUGACAUGCAAAGUUCGCUAGGAUAACCAUAUAUUGUUGUAAUUCAGGGUGAUAUGCCAUGUCUUGAUUUAUCUUAUGUGUUGUAUCCGUUCUAAUAGCCAUUGUGAAUACAAAUUUUGAGAAGCAACUUCUUGAACAUGUAAGCAGUUCCCUGCAGAUUAUAACCUGGUGUUGUCAAAUCAAACAAUGUCACCCCUUAUCAUUAGGUAGAUAUGAAUAAGAAUGUUUUAAAUUUAGUGUGUGGAGCAUCGAGCAGCGAGUCUGUCCAUCAGAUGUCAGAAUGUGAAUGAUGAUGCAGGUGUGGCUGCAAUAGAGACCUCUUUGUGAAUUAUUGACAUCAAUCAAAUACUGGUACUGUCUGUCUACCUGUAAUCCUUUACCCAUGCAAUCCUUCUCAUUAGGUAUAUUCCUACCCUUAUUUUCAUUGUCAAUUUCAUGUUUGUUCCAACAAAAUAUUUGUCUCCUAGUUUAUGUGGGGUGAGACAGGUUUAGCAUAUACAUUGUGAAUGUCUUUUUUUGAUAUAUGGUUGUUUUCAUCAAAUGUAUACGUUGAUCCCAGUCAAAGUCAUCUAAAUACCACCUGGAAGUGAUUGUAGAACAAACUACAUAUACCAUUUAUAAACCGAGAUAUUCGUCUUUUGAAGAACUGAAUUCCAGUAAUGCAUGAAUCAUAACUUUGUUUUGUGUACAUCAUUUGCUGAUAUGAUUCAUGAUAAAUCCAUAGUUUCAUUUCUUUAUAAUACAACUGUAUAUUCAACUGUAUAGCUGAUAUUAAUUACCUUCUUAAUUUUAAUAAAAAGUAUUCUUUGA